AUGGAACCAAGUGAAGAAAUUCAGACCGUGGAAAACCCAGAGAUUAUCAACAAAUACCAAAUGGUGGCUGAGGUUUCGAAUCAAGUUAGAUCAACACAUUUCUCAGCUCCUUAUUCAAUGUUUCACUUAUUAGAAGACAUAAAAGGGGUGGUGAUAUCACAGAAUUUAUGUGUGCUCAGAAAAUUGAUUGAAUCCGCAGUUGAUGGGGCAAGCAUACUGGAUCUCUGUACAUUGGGCGACAAAUUGAUCGAAGAGGGCGUAAAGGUGCUUUAUGCCAAAAAUAAGAAUAUUUCAAAAGGCAUCGCUUUUCCCACCUGCGUUUCCGUCAAUCAUAUUAUCUGCCAUUUUUCCCCACUGCCGUCUGAUCAAGAAGGUUCUGAAACGCUAAAAAAUGGCGACUUGGCGAAAAUUGAAUUGGGCGCGCAGAUUGAUGGUUACGCCGCUAUCGUGGCCACCACCAUUGUCGUUGGUGCAUCAAAGGAAAAUCCGGUCAAGGGUCGUUUAGCCGAUGUCUUGACCGCCGCCUAUUUGGCAUCUGAAGCUGCCAUGAGAUUGACCAAACCUGGAUUGAACAAUAUGGAAGUGACUGAGACGAUACAAAAGAUCGCAAAAUCGUAUGAGACAAAUCCUGUGGAGGGGAUGUUAUCGUACCAACAAAAUAGAAACGACAUUGAGGGUGAUAAGCAAAUAAUUCUCAAUCCGAGUGAUCAGCAAAAACGAGAAUUUCAAAGCGUAACGUUUGAAGAGAAUGAAGUAUAUGGUAUUGAUAUAUUAGUCUCGACCGGAGAAGGCAAGCCAAAGCCAUCAUCCGCACGUACGACCGUUUAUAGGAAGACGAAUAAGACGUACUCACUAAAAAUCAAGACUUCUCGAGCCGUCUUCGCCGAAAUCAGUCAGAAAUUUGGCUCGUUUCCUUUUCCGCUAAGAGCAUUAGGGGAUGAGAAAAAAGCGAGGAUGGGAAUAGUUGAAUGUUCCAAACAUGGUUUGGUAACACCGUACGAUGUGUACCAGGAAAAAGAGGGCGAGUUCGUGGCACAAUUCUUCAAUACUAUUCUCCUGACUAAGAACGGUACAAUUAAGAUUACCAAUAUUCCUUUCGAUCCAGAAAUCGUACAAAGUGACAAGAAAAUAGAGGAUGAAAAGAUUUUGGAAUUGCUGUCUACUAACAUACGACCAACAAAGAAAAAAAAUAAGAAAAAACAAGCAGGCGAUAAGGAUUCUGAGGAAAAAGGAAAAGAUACUGCUGUAGUAGCAGAGAACGCAAAAGAAUAA
This is a messenger RNA of Acaulospora morrowiae, 1272 nucleotides long. NCBI's taxonomy places the organism in Eukaryota, Fungi, Glomeromycota, Glomeromycetes, Diversisporales, Acaulosporaceae. The record is from the annotation of a GenBank genome assembly.